AUGGCGUCCGCUCAGGUCAUCUCAAACUCUGGCCACGAUGAUAUGAUUCAUGACGCCGUCCUCGACUACUAUGGUCGCCGGCUCGCGACUUGCUCGAGCGACCGAACGAUCAAGAUAUUCGAGAUAGAGGGUGAUUCUCAACGACUUAUAGAAACCCUCAAGGGACACGAUGGCGCGGUUUGGUGUGUUUCCUGGGCUCACCCCAAGUACGGAAACAUUAUCGCUUCGGCGGGUUACGACGGCAAGGUCUUCAUAUGGAGAGAGCAGAACAACCAGUGGCAAAAGAUCUUCGACUUCGCUCUGCACAAGGCUUCCGUCAACAUUGUCUCCUGGUCACCACAUGAAUCCGGAUGUCUUCUUGCCUGUGCCUCGUCCGACGGCAAUGUCAGUGUGCUCGAGUUCCGAGACAACAGCUUCGACCACGUUACCUUCCCUGCUCAUGGAUUGGGCGUCAACUCCGUGUCGUGGGCCCCUGCAACUGCACCGGGUAGUAUCGUGAGCAGUUCUCCAGGCCCCGGCUCUGCUGGCGUCAGACGUUUUGUCACUGGCGGCUGUGACAACCUGCUCAAAAUCUGGACCUUCGAUUCUGCGUCGCAGUCUUACAAGCCAGAUCAGGAGCCCCUUGUUGGCCACUCCGAUUGGGUGCGUGAUGUUGCAUGGUCACCCACUGUUUUACAAAAGUCCUAUAUCGCCUCAGCUUCUCAGGAUAAGACUGUCCGCAUCUGGACCUCUGAUUCAACCGGCGCAAGCCAAUGGAGCUGUAAAAUCCUCAACUUUGAUGCUCCCGUCUGGCGUGUGAGCUGGUCGCUGAGCGGCAACGUUCUGGCCGUAAGCGGAGGCGACAACAAGGUUUCCUUGUGGAAGGAGAAUCUCAGAGGCGAAUGGGAGUGUGUCAAGAGCAUCGAGGAGUGA
This is a messenger RNA of Colletotrichum siamense, 912 nucleotides long. It is a transcript of the gene nup-20, whose product is annotated as Protein transport protein sec13. Gene Ontology annotation, biological process: positive regulation of TOR signaling; protein import into nucleus; COPII-coated vesicle budding. NCBI's taxonomy places the organism in Eukaryota, Fungi, Ascomycota, Sordariomycetes, Glomerellales, Glomerellaceae. The record is from RefSeq and is a predicted model, not a curated record. Gene Ontology annotation, molecular function: protein binding; structural molecule activity. Gene Ontology annotation, cellular component: nuclear pore outer ring; COPII vesicle coat. Bases 1 to 912 code for a protein of 303 amino acids. The transcript has 4 exons.